Gadus macrocephalus (Pacific cod) is the source of this 2959-nucleotide messenger RNA. Its product is annotated as transmembrane protein 196. The transcript is spliced from 5 exons. Lineage: Eukaryota; Metazoa; Chordata; Actinopteri; Gadiformes; Gadidae. The record is from RefSeq and is a predicted model, not a curated record.
GAGAAAGGGCGAGAUGGAGAGAGAGUGAGAGGGAGAGAGAUGGAAAGAGGGUGUGAGAGAACAGUGUGUGUAAACCUUUGAGUGCGCAGGAGUGUAUAGGUACCAUAGACAGCACCAGCCAUCACACGUUGCUCUCUCUCAACACGGAUCAAGUUUCAACAAACCUCACGACGAGCGCUUUACCUUUAAAAAGAUUCCCAAGUUCCGUCUCUGAGCGCUAGUUUUCACUUACGGUAUUUAUUUAAUGUUGUAGUGGAAACUCUCCGCGGUAAACCGAAGGAGUUAUGGAUUAGAUAGACGCUGUGUUUGCACGAAAAAAGGAAGCGCAUCCCCGCUCUAAACAUAGUCUCACUGGUCUCCUCGUGUGGAGCAAUGCCCGGGCAAGAUGUGCUCCAGCCGCAAGAUCCUGUGGAGCCUGCUGCUGCUGUCGGUUGUGGAGGUGGGCCUGGGCGUGGCCAGCAUCGUCCUGGGGGCCGUGGGUAUCAGCUGGAUACGAGACGAGUACAAGCCGCAGCAGGGCGACGCGUCGCCGGUUUGGAGCGGACUCUGUUUCCUGGUGUGUGGGGUAUGUGGGAUGCUGUGUGCCCGAAAGAGAACUGGUCUUAUCAUGAUUGUGUUUUCCGCCUGCUGUAUCUGUGGUCUGAUCGGGGGGAUCCUCAACUUCCAGUUUGUGCGUGCGCUGAGCAAGAGGCCGGACACCGCCAUGCACUCGGUCCAUCUGGCGGCCAUGACACUGGCCUGUCUAGGCAUCUCCUCCUGCACGCUGUCCGCCUGGCUGACCUGCCGGCUUGCCAGCUCGGAGCAGCAGAGGAUGUUCCUGGAGAGAGAGCACUCUUUGCACCACUCCCACGAGAUGGCCGAGAAGGUACGGCAGACAUGGCAGCAUAAUUGAUAAGAGAUCCUAGAGAACUCCAGUAACGGCAUUCCCCAGAUUUCUUAUAACGGAAACAGCAGUACAUCACUAUAACGACCAGGCGCUCCGGACAGCAUCUCUUGGAAGGGGUUUCGCUCAGGCCCGUUGAAACCCUCCAUGGUUGAAACAAAUACAACAUGGUGCGCAAUUUGGGCUGUACUUGCGUUCAGCGGCAUCCAUGGACCUGUCUGGAUUGACUACUUGUGUACACUCUGCAGAGAGGAGAGAGUGUGUCAGUGAUCAGCUAUUGUCUUCCUCAUUGGAAGUGAGGCAGAACAUGUUAUCUUUGGGAACAAAGGGGAAUUAAAGUGUAAUUUCGGCGAAAAUUUAACCCAGGGUAUUUUUCGGCAUAAAAACCCAUAAAAUAAGCCCUAGAGACAUUUUUAUUCAAUGAUAAUCGAGUAUAGAGCUUGCCCUCGAAUGCCCGGAGCAAUGUAACAGCUCAAAUAGCUUCCAUGUUAUUUGCUAAGGGCAGUGUGAACGCUUCCAAAUGGAAAAUUUGGAAGCUGGAAACUAAUAUUGCUCAAAAUAGCACCAAACCUCUGCAGUAGCAUGACUAGGGUCCCUGCAUAUAAAACAAAGCAUUAUCAACUUAGUUUGUGUACCGGGAGGUUAUUAAAAAAUACUAUAUUCCAAGUCUGUGCCUUACCGGUAGGUUCAUGUUUCCAGGAAGUCCACUAAAGUAGAUUACCGGCUACUGUAAAUAAUAUAAUAGAGGCGCCAACAAAUUGAACUUAACAAUAUCCCCUCUUGAUACUUGGCUGUUUUAAAAAUGUUGGUGCCUCUAUUAUAUUAUUAUUGGAUUUCCUUGAACCAUGGACCUACCGGCAAGGCACAUGGAAAACAAUCUUCUUUGAUAAACUCCUUCUAUGCUAAUCUACUUUUUGAUGCUUCGUUUUAUGUGUAGGGACCCUACACAUGCUACUGCAGAGGUUUGGGGCUAUUUUGAGCAAUAUUUUGGUUAAAAUGUCGAUUUGGAAGCGUUCACACUGCCCUUAGCCAAUAACAUGGAAGCCAUUGGGGUUGUUACAUUGCUCCGGGCAUUCGCAGGCACACUCUGUACUCGAUUAUCAAUGAAAAAAAGUGUCUGGCGGGCUUAUUUCAUGGGUUUCAUGCCGAAAAGACUCUGGGUUAAUUUUUCAUCGGAAUACACUUUAAGGCUUGGCAGGUACUGCAUGAACAUAUCAAAAGUGUGCGUUUGACGUGACACACGACCAAUGGCCGCUAUUUUUACUGAUACUUCAGGUGAGGAACGUCUGCGUGAUGGAACCUAUGAUUUUGUCUAUUCAGCAGGAAGAACUACGUCGAUAAUAUCCAAUCGUACCAUACGCCUCCGAGGAAAUAGCACAAACACGGCAUGCUGUUGUUUAUUUUUUAUCAAGAGCUACCGUUGUUUUCUGUACCUGUUCUUCGUCUAUUUCUCUCUCUCUCUGUCUGUCUCUCUGUCUGUCUGUCUGUAUGUCUGUAUGUCUGUCUCUCUGUCUGUCUGUCUGUCUGUCUGUCUCUCUCUCUCUCUCUCUCUCUGUCAAUCUGUCUCUCUAUCUCUCUCUAUGUCUCUCUAUCGCUCUCUCUCUCUCUCGCCUUCUCUUUACCUCUGUCUCUUUCUAUAUCUCCCUCGGUCUUCCUUAUUAUGAAUGCAGAUUCCUGGUACAGCCAGCAGUAUAGCAUUGUUGUGGAUAUAUAUAUCAAGUGAAAAUAGAACAAUUCGUAAUUUACAUUGCUGCUUGUAUUUAACUGGUCAAUAUCCGUACACCAAACAUAUUUUUCUAUAAGCUUCUUAUAAAAACUGAAAUAAAUGUAACACUGUUAAUGCACCUUGCUUAUGUUGCUGUUUGUCAGGCUUGAUCAAGAGAUGAUGUAGCCUACAAGACAUAUGCACGUCCUCGCACACACACACACACACACACACACACACACACACACACACACACACACACACACACACACACACACACACACACACACACACACACACACAUACACACGUGCACACACAUGCACACAAACACACACAUUACUAGAAAUAUCCACUUCAAGCCCUAUUUG